AUGCCCAAGGCCGGCAGGCGGCGCAGGAGGGGAAAUCCGGAGACGGAGCGGGAAGCGAAGAAGAAGAAGAAGAAGACGACGACGGCGAGAAGCCUGGCAGAGGAUCGAGGAUUGAUGUUCGCGGCCUUCGAGAAUCGUGCGCAUGACGACGACGUGGCCGAGUCCUCGUUGGAGGAAUCCUCGUAUCCACCCAGCCCUCUGCUUCACAGACCCUACAUCCCCGACGAGCUAGCUGAUAGGCCGGACAUACGUGCCGCCUUCAAGCACGCCAAGGCCCAAUACCAAGCAGAUUUAGCUUGUCGGUUUGCCUUCACAUUGGAUCGCUCCUCUUCUCUUUCGUGCCUGUCUCACGAGCAACACCUUCACCAUAUCCGUGAGCCUGCAAAGGAUGCGGUGCUUUUUGCCGCCAACUCUAUCAUCACCCUCUCGUCCUAUCUUGAUGAUGAGCCGCUGAAUAGGUGUUGUGGUUUGUGGAUCCAACAGGACUACAAGAACAAUACCGCCGUGGUUUUGACGUCCGCGCAUCUCAUUCGCGCAAAGGAUCCCGACCAGUGGAUGGAUGAGUGGACGGGUGAAUAUCAUCGCAACGCUGAGGUCAUUGUUCACUUGCUUGACGACACAACUGCAGUAGCCAGUCUCCUCUACCUCCAGGAGCACUAUGAAUUUGCUCUUUACGAGGUUGUAGUGAACAAACCGGUUCAACUGUCCACUUUUAAUGACAAUGUGCACUCUGGUCAAGAUGUGUUCCGACUUGGAAGGGAUGAAAGUCUUGAUCUAAGGAUAACCCAUGGUAGGGUGGAAUACAUGAUUCCUGUCCCUUACGAGAGAUGUCACUACAUGUAUUUUUCCAACAAUGAACAUAUCUUGCGUGACGAUGGAGGCCCUAUCAUUGACUUGGAAGGGAAGGUUGUGGGAAUGGUUAACAAUCAAAUCAAUGAGACCUUUUUACCUUCUCCUAUAUUGCACAAGUGCUUGGAUUCAUGGAGAAAGUGCAUCCCUCGACCCCCCCUUGGAAUGACCUUUACUUCCAUCAAGCUUCUAGAUCCAAUUGGUAUUGAGAGGCUGAGGCGUAAGCAUAACAUUGAGUCUGGUCUUAUUGUUGAAGAGAUGUCAAAAGAAUCGAAUGCUGAGAAACUUGGAAUCAGGAAGGGUGAUAUUAUUGAACGCUUCAAUGGAGAAUAUAUUUCUAGUACAAUUGAGCUAGAGAAGAUGUUGUUGGACAUAGGCAACGACCAUUUUGAACAAGCAAAACGCUUAAAUGCCGAAAUAGAUGUUCAAAUUCAAAUAUUUCGUGCCACGAAACUUUGCCGAAGAACUAGAAACUUGAUUGUAAUUAUAUCGGAUUGUGGAGAGGACAUCAUAGAAGGAGCAAAAAUGUAA
Molecule: messenger RNA, 1380 nt
Organism: Triticum dicoccoides
Lineage: Eukaryota; Viridiplantae; Streptophyta; Magnoliopsida; Poales; Poaceae
Exons: 11
Coding region: 1-1380 (459 amino acids)
Biological process (GO): proteolysis
Molecular function (GO): protein binding; serine-type endopeptidase activity
Source: RefSeq, a predicted model, not a curated record